Messenger RNA from Penicillium roqueforti, 777 nucleotides. RefSeq names its product chitin deacetylase. The record is from RefSeq and is a predicted model, not a curated record. Gene Ontology annotation, molecular function: hydrolase activity, acting on carbon-nitrogen (but not peptide) bonds. Gene Ontology annotation, biological process: carbohydrate metabolic process. NCBI's taxonomy places the organism in Eukaryota, Fungi, Ascomycota, Eurotiomycetes, Eurotiales, Aspergillaceae. The transcript has 3 exons. The coding region runs from base 1 to 777 and encodes 258 amino acids.
AUGCAUUUCCUUGCAUUUCCAAUCUCAUUGCUCCUUUCAGCUAUUACCCUAUCCCAAGCCGCUCCCACAGGGAACAGUAUCAACGCCAGCACAACCACCAAUACCACCCAGCUCAACGCUUCCAGAUUACCAUCCGGAGCCAUUAUCACCCGCUGUACCAUCCCGGACACAAUCGCCCUCACUUUCGACGAUGGCCCGUACAUCUACACAUCCCAGAUACUAGAUACCCUCGCCCAACGCGGCGCAAGGGCAACCUUCUUCCUCAACGGCCAUAACAGGGGAAACAUCGAUGCAUCACCCGAGAUAGUGCAGCGUGCAUUGGCAGAAGGACACCAGUUGGGAUCUCAUACAUGGAACCACGCCUCCCUCGAUACCCUCUCAUACGAAGAAAUCGUAUACCAAAUGACAAUCCUCGAAGAAGCCUUCACACGCAUCCUAGGCUUCUUCCCGACCUACAUGCGCCCCCCGUUCCUCAGACACACGCCCGUCGUUCUCGGCGCUAUGGCCGAUCUGGGAUACCAUGUCAUUGGGGCUAGUGUUGAUACAAAGGACUAUGAGAAUGAUAAUCCUGAUACGAAUUGGGUUAGCUUUGAAAAGUUCAAGAGGGAGGUUGAUGCUGGUGGCACCAUUGUGUUGGCCCAUGAUUCGCAUCAGCAUACGGUUGAGAUUUUGGUGGAUAAUAUGCUUGCGGAUGUUCAGAGAAGGGGGUUGAGACCUGUUCCUGUUGGCGAGUGUCUUGGUGAUCCGUCUGAGUUUUGGUAUCGUGCUGGGAGGUAG